Molecule: messenger RNA, 1429 nt
Organism: Megalops cyprinoides (Indo-Pacific tarpon)
Lineage: Eukaryota; Metazoa; Chordata; Actinopteri; Elopiformes; Megalopidae
Product: nuclear envelope phosphatase-regulatory subunit 1-like
Exons: 6
Coding region: 46-423 (125 amino acids)
Cellular component (GO): Nem1-Spo7 phosphatase complex; cytoplasm
Source: RefSeq, a predicted model, not a curated record
CCGUGUGUGGAAACACGAAAACCAUUCAGCGUACAAGUGGGAACGAUGAAUUCGCUGGAACAAGCAGAAGAUCUGAAGGCCUUUGAAAGAAGACUGACAGAAUAUGUUUCAUGUUUGCAGCCUGCGACUGGACGAUGGCGAAUGAUUUUGAUAGUGGUGUCUGUCUGUACAGCAACGGGAGCUUGGAACUGGUUAAUAGAUCCUGACACACAAAAGGUGUCAUUCUUCUCUUCCUUAUGGAAUCAUCCUUUCUUUACGCUGAGCUGCAUCACCCUAAUUGGCCUGUUCUUUGCAGGAAUUCACAAAAGAGUUGUCGCUCCAUCAAUUAUUGCAGCCAGAUGUCGGACAGUGCUAGCUGAAUACAACAUGUCCUGUGAUGAUACGGGGAAACUUAUCCUGAAACCACGACCGCACGUUCAAUAGCAUCGUUCCUUGUUGCAAGCUGGAGUGACUUCCUGUAGAAUUAGUUUGUCAGUUAACACUGAAGAGAACAAAAAGCCUACCUCACUGGAGUCAUUAUUGCAGUGAGAAUGAGAGGAUGGUGGAAUGUAAAAAUGUGGAACUAUUUUUGUGAGGAGCAGAAGAACACAUUAAGGUGCCUUCCAGUCACACUUUAGUGUUGCUGUGUCAUUUUACAAGCCAUUUUUUGUGUAUAAACACUGUUAUAGGUGCCCCAUGAAAUGUUUUGUUUAUUCACCACAAGUUUAGUCCAUUUCUAAUGUCUUGUUUUGAAUAGGUGUUUUGGUUUUCCAAUUUUUAGACAAAACUGUGAACAUAUAGUACAUAAAGGUCUUACCUUGUAUAUAUAUGAUAUGUGUGACCAGCCAGCACACACCUGCUUUCUUUUACUGUAUUUAUCUUGGUUUUGUAAUGACCAUAAAUAAUUUUGAACAACCAAGCGUCAGAGAGCAAGUACAUGCAUGUGAUUUUUAUCUUUUAAACAAAUUUAAACGGAAAUACCACUGUCAUUUUAUACCCCAUUACUUUGAUAGUAUUUGUUGCCAUAUUCAAUCCAGGAAGAAGUGAUACCAGAGUUCACUGUUGUCUGUUGAGGUUUGAUUAAUGGGAGUCUCGGUUUCCUGUAUUAAAAGACUUUAUUUAAAAGCAAUUUUAGAUUUGCUAUUAUCCUCAGUUUCUGCUACCACAUCUGUGGUCUUCAUUGUUGUCACAACUUAAAUAUUGCUCUGAAAAACAGUUCUUUGUGUAUUUAUUAAACUUGUAAUAAUAUGACCAUUCCAGCACUGUAAGCUACAAAGGUAGGCUGAUUAUCAAAUAAAUGAAAAAUAAAUUCCAGGUGUGUUGGUGUAAGUGUGUUCACGGCAGCAAUAUGUAAGGACUCGCGUUGUAUCACCAAAUUCCAUGCAAAAUGCUUUCAGGAAAGUGAUCUGUAACUUGACAUUUUUUAUGCUCAGAAAAAGGUGAAACAAGC